This is a messenger RNA of Aegilops tauschii subsp. strangulata, 884 nucleotides long. RefSeq lists its product as uncharacterized. NCBI's taxonomy places the organism in Eukaryota, Viridiplantae, Streptophyta, Magnoliopsida, Poales, Poaceae. The record is from RefSeq and is a predicted model, not a curated record.
CUCCCUAUAUAACCCCGCGCGCCACCACGCGGCAGCCUCAUCCAUUCCAAGUUUGCAGCCACACACCAUUCCAGCUCCACCACGCGGUCAACCGAGGGAACAACACAUCCGGAUCCGAAAUCUCCCAGCCUCCCACAGCUCCGUCGCGGCUCGUCCCCGUCGAUCGACCUUGCGAUUCCGUUUCUUGCCGCGCGUGCGCGCACCGCACAGCACAUCCAUGGCUGUCGCAGGAGGAGGAGUGGCGCUGAGCCUGCGCGGCCCGUCGGCCUCGGCGUCGCCGGCGGUGGGGCAGCUGCGUAGGGUGUCGUCGUCGCCGGCGGUGAGGUGCGGGGCGACGCGGGAAAGGAUGCCGGCGGCGGCCCCGUACGGGGUGCUGGAGGAGGACCACUACCGGACGCUGAGGCUGAGGCCGGGCGCCUCCAGGGGCGAGGUCAAGAAGGCCUUCCACCGCCUCGCGCUGCAGUACCACCCGGACGUCGUGCGCGGGGGCGGCGGGGACGGACGCCAAGACGACGCCAUCGACUUCGAGCGGAUCAACGCGGCGUACCAGACGGUGAUGCGCAACAUGCAAGAGGCGGAGGCGACGCUCGAGUACUGGCGCCGCCGCUACGGCCUCGCCGACGAGGACCUCGACCGGUACCGCCGCUACCUCAACGACGACGACGAGGACGACUGGUUCUCCGACUUCUGAAAUCUCAAGGGCCGCUUUGCCAUGGCAGAGGCAGCACUGUAAAUAAUUUGUGAACCGUCGCUCUCUGCUUCUCUCCUCUAUUUUAUUGUGGAGGCGAGCUAGAGACGCAGAUAUUCAGGGUUCUGACAAUUGUAAUUGGAACAUUUUCAAUCUCCUUGUCAAUACAAUAAAACAUAGCAGGAAUUAUUCUAAA